AUAAUGGCAAAAAUUCACCCAGGCAUCUUUUAAGGCACCUAUAACGACUGACAGGGGUCUUGCCUGCUGACAGUAUGGCUGCCUUCAGCAGAGGGAGGCAGAGGAUAAAAGCUCUCUGCCGCUUUAGUACUUUAAUAUUUACAAGAAACUUUACAGCAUGUACAUUUGAUUAUGAUCUGGUGGUGAUUGGUGGAGGCUCUGGGGGGUUGGCCUGUUCAAAAGAAGCUGCCCAAUUAGGGCAGAGAGUUGCCGUCUUGGACUAUGUUGAACCUUCACUGAAAGGCACAAAGUGGGGUCUUGGUGGCACGUGUGUGAAUGUUGGCUGUAUUCCAAAGAAGCUUAUGCAUCAGGCGGCACUGCUUGGCACUGCUGUCAAAGAUGCUAGGAAGUAUGGCUGGCAAAUCCCAGAAUCCCCGUCACAUGACUGGCCUACAAUGGCUGAGGCUGUCCACAACCAUGUGAAGUCUCUAAACUGGGGUCACAGAGUUCAACUACAAGACAAGAAGGUGAAAUAUUUGAAUAUGAAGGGCAGUCUGGUGGAUAAACACACUAUCAGAGCUGUAAAUGCCAAAGGGAAAGAGAUGACAGUGACCGCUAAAAACAUUGUGUUAGCUACUGGUGGACGGCCGAAGUACCCUACACAUGUCCCAGGAGCCAUGGAGUUCGGUAUCACAAGUGAUGAUGUCUUCUGGCUCAAAGAGUCUCCCAAAAAAACGUUGGUUGUUGGUGCCAGUUAUGUAGCAUUGGAAUGUGCCGGCUUUCUUACAGGCAUUGGACUGGACACCACAGUGAUGGUGCGCAGUAUCGCCCUCAGGGGGUUUGAUCAGCAAAUGUCUGGUUUAGUCACAGACUACAUGGAGGCCUAUGGCACCAAGUUCUCCUGGAAGUGUACACCAAAAAGCAUAGAAAAGCUCUCAUCUGGGCUUCUUCGGGUCACAUGGAUGGAUCUAAACACUAAAGAGGAACAUCAAGACACCUUCAACUCAGUACUUUGGGCUGUAGGCAGAGCUUCUGAAACCAAGACCCUAAAUUUGGAGAAGGUUGGCGUGGAGAUCAACAAAGAAACGGGGAAGAUAAUCGUAGCCGCUGACGAAGCCACAUCCAUGCCGAACAUUUUCGCUAUCGGAGACAUCGCUGAGGGUCGUCCUGAGUUGACCCCGACAGCCAUUAAGGCUGGAAAGCUCCUGGCCCGCAGACUGGUUGGCCAUUCCACUGAGCUCAUGAACUAUGACAAUGUGGCCACUACAGUGUUCACUCCACUAGAAUAUGGCUGUGUAGGUCUGUCUGAAGAAGAGGCUGAAAGACGACAUGGAAAAGACCAGAUUGAGGUGUACCAUGCCUUCUACAAACCCCUGGAGUUCACCGUGGCUGAGAGAGAUGCAACGCAAUGCUAUAUCAAGGUGGUUUGUCUACGGGAGGGGGAUCAGCGCGUGCUGGGUAUGCAUUUUACCGGACCGAACGCUGGUGAGGUCACCCAGGGCUUUUCUCUGGGCUUCCAGUGUGGGCUUACCUACGAACACCUCAGGAACACGGUCGGGAUUCACCCCACCUGCGCCGAGGAGCUCAUCAAGCUCAACAUCACUAAACGCUCUGGUCUUGACGCCACAGUAACAGGCUGCUGAGGUUAAGCAUCCCCUCCCUGAUCGCACGAGCACACGGGAACCAUUAAAAAGAUUGUGAUAAUGUGGGUUAGCAGCU
This is a messenger RNA of Carassius carassius (crucian carp), 1698 nucleotides long. RefSeq names its product thioredoxin reductase 2, tandem duplicate 2 (gene txnrd2.2). Gene Ontology annotation, molecular function: flavin adenine dinucleotide binding; thioredoxin-disulfide reductase (NADPH) activity; glutathione-disulfide reductase (NADPH) activity. The transcript has 17 exons. NCBI's taxonomy places the organism in Eukaryota, Metazoa, Chordata, Actinopteri, Cypriniformes, Cyprinidae. Bases 75 to 1622 code for a protein of 515 amino acids. Gene Ontology annotation, cellular component: cytosol; mitochondrion. The record is from RefSeq and is a predicted model, not a curated record. Gene Ontology annotation, biological process: cellular response to oxidative stress; glutathione metabolic process; cell redox homeostasis.